This is a messenger RNA of Rhizoctonia solani, 4566 nucleotides long. RefSeq names its product peptidase C14. The record is from RefSeq and is a predicted model, not a curated record. NCBI's taxonomy places the organism in Eukaryota, Fungi, Basidiomycota, Agaricomycetes, Cantharellales, Ceratobasidiaceae. The transcript is spliced from 6 exons. The coding region runs from base 1 to 4566 and encodes 1521 amino acids. Gene Ontology annotation, molecular function: protein binding.
AUGUCUUCCACGCCCCGCGCCAAACGGGGUGCGCUUGACUCUUUGGUGUCUAAAAUUACAAAGCGUCCACGGUCAAAUGUAACAACCCCAGAGCCCGCUUCAAGUUCCAAUAAUGCGACACAAACCUCAAACGCCUCGGGAGAAACGUCUCAAAUGCAAUCUGCCACCCCAGUCCCUCGUGAUAUGUCAACCACACCUCCGCCUGCAAUCGAGGAUAGUGUAAUACGAGGUCCGAGCUCGCCAUCUCUUCAUGGACCAACAUCUGUUGCGGGCCCUAGAACGCCAGCUUCUCAGAAAAAUACAGCAAACAGACCACGCUUACAACGUGUUGGCGCGGCGCUUAAAGACUUGAGUCAAAGUGCGGGUGUAUUUCCGCCACUUCAAGCCGUUAUCACCGACGUGAUAUCAUGUUUCGAGACACUCAAGAUAGACCCAGGGUACGAGUCGGAGUAUGAAGCACUCUUACAGGAGCUUCAGGCCUUGAGCGGUUCCUUAGCCUAUCAUGUGCCGAGGUCGAACUCUGCUCAUAUGUCGGACUGCAUAACUAGAAUGAAAAGGUCGAUCGAGAAACAAACGGAAGUGAUCAAGAAACGGCGAGAUCAGCCCAUAGAACGCAACAUGGACAAGGCCGAGCAAUACCAGAAGGAAGUCCUGGCGGCAUAUCGUGGGAUUGAGAGCGCCUUUCGCCAGCUACAGACCGAUGCGACCAUGGAUAUAUGGAGUAGUGUAGCGGAGCAGACUGCGAAUAGCCGCCUCGAUAAACUUUUUCCAUCCAGAUUAGCUGCACAUAACUCCACUCUCUCAACCGAGGUCGAUCGCCGAGCCUGUACCAAACACACACGAACCCAGAUCCUGUCCGAGCUUGACCAAUGGUCAGUCAAUCCUCAGAAGCCCAACAUAUACUGGAUGAACGGCAUGGCUGGCACAGGCAAGACCACCAUCGCAUAUACGUUUGCCGAGUCGCUCAAGUCACGAGGACUUCUUGGCGCGAGCUUUUUCUGCACGCGAACUUCCAGUGAGUGCAAGGACGUAGGACGAAUCAUACCAACGAUCACAUAUCAGCUUGCACUGUACUCCAUGAGCUUCCAAUCAGCGGUCGUGAAGGUACUGGGGAGCAAUCCUGACAUCGGGACCCGGGCUAUAACGGAACAAUGCGAGAGGCUGAUCAAAGAGCCGAUCAUGCAGGCAAAGGACGAUAUACCCGAUGGACUUGUGGUCGUGAUCGAUGCACUUGACGAAUGCAGCAACGCGAACGGGGUACGAAUGAUCCUAGACGUGCUUUUCAGGAUUGCUCCCAACUUGCCUCUCAAGUUCUUCGUCGCCAGUCGACCCGAGCCCAACAUCCGCCACAGGGUCGAGGCCCGAUCCGACCUGAGUCGGUCGAUAUGCGUGCUACAUGAGAUCGAGAGGUCGAUGGUAGAAGCAGACAUCGAGCUAUACCUUCGCGAACAGCUUGGAGACAGCGUCUCCGAGCACGAUUUGACCCAGCUUGCUAAGCUAUCCGGAAGGCUUUUCAUAUAUGCCGCCACCGCCAUUCGAUAUGUCCGACAGAUGGGUACCAUGGUCGACCCAGAUCGGCUCGAGGCCAUUCUCAGUUCGUCACCAAGCUCGGGCUAUGAGCACUCGGAUAUCGACGACCUGUAUACCACAAUCCUGGAGGCUGCAAUACGCCAAACUGGCCGAAACCCCCAUGAGCAGCAGCAGAUGCGACUGGUUCUCUGGACCGCAGUUUGCACGCGGGAGCCGGUGGACAUCGAUACACUAGCAGCCCUGACCGGAAUCAAGGCGACAAAGGCCAGUAUACUGCUUCAGCCUCUGUAUUCGGUGCUACACGUGUCGCAAACAACUAAGAUGAUCGCCACGCUGCAUGCAUCGUUCCCCGACUUUAUGUUUGAUGAGGCGCGGUCGACCAAGUUCUACUGCGACGAAGCAAAGCACAGUCAGCUGCUCGCCGAACGGUGCUUCGAGGUGAUGGAAGAACAGCUGCGAUUCAAUAUCUGUAGUCUGGAGACGUCGUUCAUACCGGAUAGCAAAGUGCAAGACCUAGAAGAUCGGAUAGCAAGGUCAAUCUCGCCAACGCUGUCAUACGUAGCGCACCACUGGGGAGACCAUGUAGUCAAGAGCGCGCCGUGUGAGGUAGUGCGGAAAGGGUUGGAAGAGCUCCUGUCAUACCGGCUGCUGUUCUGGAUGGAGGUGGUGAAUCUGAAGGGUGCGCUGGACAAAGGGACGAGCAUGCUGUUAGCGCUCAAGCCAUGGGUGACGGUCGAAGACACAUCAUCAUAUCUGAUGAAGCUGCUGAACGACUCGUGGAUCUUUGUGUCAAAGUAUGCUGCUGGAUCUGUUUCGCAGUCGACGCCGCAUAUAUACAUCUCGGCGUUGCCAUUUUGCCAUCCGACAAGCUUGGUAUACAAGCAGUACUGGGGUCGCACUCGAGAUCUUCUAAGCCUGGAAGGAUCUGCCAUGGAACAAAGUCAAACAGCGCUACUUGCGACAUGGCCGAUGGACUCGAGAGCAUUCUCGCUGGCAUUCUCUCCUGAUGGGUCUCGAUUUGCAAUUGGAUUUGAAGAUGGCACAGUACAUGUAGUUUAUACCCACAAUGGAACGGUUGCUCUUGGCCCCCUUGAGGGGCACACCAGGGAAGUCAACUCCGUAGCGUUCUCUCCCGAUGGACUGUUGCUUGUCUCUGGCUCUUAUGACGGUACAAUCCUUGUGCAAGACGCGCAGACGGGCAACUGCAUAUAUGACGUCAUCAAGGGGCAUGAAAGAGCAGUGACGUCAGUAUCGUUCUCACCCAACGGCAAGCACAUCCUCUCAGGGUCCUGGGACGGGACAACGCGGAUGUGGGACAGUGGCAACGGCAGUCUGAUACCCAACUCCAUCAAACGCCAUCCUAAUGAAGUCAACUGCACAGCAUUCUCUCCUGAUGGCAAGCAUAUCGCAUGUGGGUUGGGUAGCAAGAAGUCUCCUAUCGUUGUUUACGACGCAUCCACCAGCAAGUCGCUCCCAUUUCCAUUCGAUGCUCAUCAAUCCCCAGUCUUUUCAAUUGCCUUUUCGCCAAAUAGCAAGCACCUUGUCACUGGCCAUUCAUCCGGUGAACUGCGCGUCUGGACUCUACAGGAUGGCACCGCCACACACUCCCCACCAAAAGUACACAACGGCAGAAUCAGAUCCAUUGGGUUCUCGCCACUCGGAGACAAACUCGUCACUAGCUCUUGGGAUUGGUGCGUGUAUAUAUGGGAUGUAGAGAACGGCUACUCCAACCCUUGCCUACUUGGCACACACCACUUUGAUGUUAACUCCGCUGCGUUCUCACCCGACGGCACACGAGUCGCAUCAUGCUCAGACGAUCGCACGGUCAAGAUGUGGAAUGGACUGCACUCGACAUCAUCUCACUCCUCACACUCCAACGCACUAACCAAUGGUGUCUACUCGGUUGCGAUCUCGCCUGAUGGGUCACGCAUCGCCGCAGCGGGUGAAGACAAAGCGAUCUACAUGUUCAACGCACACGAUGGCACUGCCGCUCUCCAGCCACUUGUCGCACACACCGAUUGGAUCUUCUCGGUGGCGUUCUCACUCGACGGCAGGUACCUCGUUUCUGGCGGCGACGACAAAUGCAUAUGUCUGUGGGAUGCCACACGCGGCAAGCUGCUAUCCGGUCCACUUCGAGGGCAUGAAGAAAUGAUAUGGUCAGUGUCGUUCUCACCCGAUAGUGGGCACGUUGUUUCUGCCUCCAAGGACAAGACCAUACGCAUGUGGGAUGUGGAUGAUGGCACUCUGACACCUACAGACCUGGUCAGAACACACGACGACGAGGUCAACUCAGCGGCAUUCUCCCCCGACGGCAAGCAUGUUGUUUCUGGGUCUGACGGCGGGAAGAUCCGGAUGUGGGACUCGCAGACGCUAUCGCCCGUGUUUGAUCUGUUUGGGUUGCAGCAGCAUAAAGGGCCUAUCUGGUCGGUGAUAUUCUCGCCUGACGGCAGACUCAUUGCUUCCGGAUCCGAUGAUGGCGCUAUCUGCAUUUUUGACUCGCGCAGUGGCAAGUUGGCUCUCGGUCCUCUCAUGGUGCAUCAGGACCGGGUAAGGUCAAUUGUGUUCUCACCCGACGGCAAUCACAUCGUAUCUGGCUCGGCUGAUGGAAGCGUUGGAGUGUGGAGGGUGGAAGAUGGGGCUCCCGCAUGCAAUCCACUUGAAGGACAUCAAGAUAUGAUCAGCUCGGUGGCAUGUUCACCCGACGGUGCAUACAUCGUCUCAGGCUCGGAUGACUCGACGAUUCGAGUAUGGAAAGCACCAGGAAGGGGCGCUGCAUACGACUCAUCUCGAUUUGCCUCUUCGACCUCAGACCAGAGGGAGCCUCAUCGUGCGAUCUCCAGUGGACUGACGAUCGACAGUGGUGGGUGGGCGCGCAACCUUGACUUACAGCUAGUUUUCUGGGUUCCAUCAGAUAUGUUCGAGAUUUUCCCCUGCUCCGGAGAAGUAUGCAUCAUUGGCCCUCGAGGCAGCCUUCAAGUGGACUAUGACAAACCUUUGUUACUUGAUGACGAGUGGCACCAAUGUUUUGUUGGCUGA